AUGAUCAACAUGUCGGCCAUGGAUCCAUGCCUACGCGAGACCAACUGGCCUGCCGUGGCUAGGUAUGUCUCAGCGCACAAGGAUACUUACCCUUUCAUCAAUCCCGCCAAAGCCAACCUUGCAGGCAAGUCUGUCCUAAUCACGGGCGCCUCCAAGGGCAUUGGAAAGGCGACCGCCAUCAGCUUCGCCGUUGCGGGCUGCUCGAAAAUCCUUCUUAUCGCUCGUUCUGACAUGGCCGACGUCGAGGCAGCUGUCAAGGACGCCGCCAAGAAGGCAAACCGAUGCCAGCCGCUGGUGCACUCCAUAAAGGCCGACAUAACGUCGGAUGACUCGGUGAAGGCGGCAUCUGAGACUGCUGCAAACAUGCUCGACGGUAGUCUCGACAUCCUGAUCAACAAUGCCGGCUAUCUGGAGCAGUGGGAACCCAUUGCCGAGUCCAAGCCAAGUGAGUGGUGGUGGACUUGGGAGGUCAACAUCAAAGGCACCUAUCUCGUCGCCCACUAUUUUGUGCCUUUUCUCCUCAAAUCCACAACCAAGACACUCAUCAACAUCACCAGUGGGGGUGCCCAUGUCAUGUUCCCUGGCGCCUCGGGGUACCAGACAAGCAAGUUUGCCCUUUGCCGUCUGACAGAGUUCAUCGACAAGGAAUAUUAUCAGCAGGGCCUGAUCGCCAUUUCACUCCACCCCGGUGGCAUCAAAACUGAGUUAGCCAUGAACAUGCCUCCAGACAGGCAUGAUGUCUUGACCGACACGCCGGAGCUGGCAGCCGACACUCUAGUCUGGCUAUCCUGCGAGCGACGGGACUGGCUCUCCGGCAGGUUCGCCUCUGUCAGCUGGGAUAUGGAGGAACUGGAGCAGAAGAAGCAAGACAUACUUGAACGGAAUUUGUUUAAGUUUCGGGUCUUGAUUUGA
Emericellopsis cladophorae is the source of this 912-nucleotide messenger RNA. RefSeq lists its product as uncharacterized. The transcript has a single exon. The record is from RefSeq and is a predicted model, not a curated record. Gene Ontology annotation, molecular function: oxidoreductase activity. Lineage: Eukaryota; Fungi; Ascomycota; Sordariomycetes; Hypocreales; Bionectriaceae. Gene Ontology annotation, cellular component: cytosol. Bases 1 to 912 code for a protein of 303 amino acids.